Molecule: messenger RNA, 2222 nt
Organism: Trifolium pratense (red clover)
Lineage: Eukaryota; Viridiplantae; Streptophyta; Magnoliopsida; Fabales; Fabaceae
Product: bZIP transcription factor TGA10-like
Exons: 11
Coding region: 503-1978 (491 amino acids)
Biological process (GO): regulation of DNA-templated transcription; DNA-templated transcription
Molecular function (GO): sequence-specific DNA binding; DNA-binding transcription factor activity
Source: RefSeq, a predicted model, not a curated record
UUAAAUAAAAAACACAACAAAGACAUCUUCUUCUCUUCUUCUUCAUCUAUGAUUUUUCCUGUUAAAGAGAAGAUUUGAAGAGAAGAGAACCGCUUUAUCAUAAGAAAAAAAAUUAAAUUUUCACGUUUGCAGAAAAUCACUUAUAUAAUUUUAAGUGCCAUAUAUAUGAGAGAGAGAAAAAUAAAAAAAGCAGAAGAGUAAUAACAGGAAAAGAAAUCUUGUCUUUUGCUUAGUUGCAUUGAAUUCAUUCAACCCUCUUUCUAUCUCUAUCUCUUCUCUUUGUAUCUAUAUAACCGACUCUCUCUCUUUCUAACUCUCUCUGCUUUUUCCAUACAAAAAGGAAAAUGAUUUUAAGGCGGUUUCAUAAUCCAUGAAACUUACGAAAGAGUAAACAAAAAACAAUACUAUUUCAAAAGAAAAAAAGAACAAGAACAAGAGACAAAUAUUUUAGGUUCUUUUUUUCUUUUCUUUUGUUAUAUAUAUAUAUAUAUAUAUAUAUAAUAUGGCUGCUUCAAGUGUUAAAAAUCUCAACCAAACCACUACUCAAUUAGAACCACUCCCACCACAACAUCAUCAAAAUCAUCACUUUCAUCAUCAACAACAUCAACAACAACAACAACAACAUCAUCAAAAUAAUCAAAUUUCUUUUGGAAUGAUGCAAUCUUCUUCAUCACUCUCUGUCCCAGGAAGCAGCUACAUCAGAAAUAAUAAAGAUUCAGGAGCUUAUGAUUUGGGUGAAUUGGAUCAAGCACUUUUUUUGUAUCUUAAUGGACAAACUGACCCAACUAGUGUUCAUGAACAAAAACAGAAUUCAUCAUCAUCAGGAAUGAGGCCUCCAACUCUUAACAUUUUUCCUUCUCAACCUAUGUACGUAGAGCCAUCAUCAUCAAAUUCUAAGGCUAGCAUGGAGUUAAUUUCUUCGGAAACAAGUGGAUCGAAGAGAGGAUCAGAGGCGCCGUCUAUGGAGUUAACCAAUUCAAGAAAAGAAAUUGCUUCUGGCUCUCAGCAACCCAAACCUGUUAAGCAACGAGAGAGGAAUAAUCAUGGCAAGGGUCCAACUUCAAGUUCUGAACAUGAAGGACCUAAAACACCAGAUCCUAAGACACUGAGAAGACUUGCUCAGAAUAGAGAAGCAGCUAGAAAAAGCAGGCUAAGAAAAAAGGCAUAUAUUCAACAACUAGAGUCAAGCAGAAUCAAACUUAAUCAGAUGGAACAAGAGCUUCAGCGUGCUAGAAAUCAAGGCAUGUUCUUUGGUGGAGGUGCAAUUUUGGGUGGUGAACAAGGUCUUCCUAUUUCAAUGAAUGGCAUUAGCUCAGAGGCUGCAAUGUUUGAUGUGGAAUAUGCAAGGUGGUUAGAGGAGCACCACCGUUUAGUGUGUGAACUAAGAGCUGCAAUUCAAGAGCACAUUCAUGAGAAUGAUCUAAGAAUUUUUGUGGACAAAUUCUUGCAACAAAUUGAUCAAGUAUUGCAUCUAAAAAGCUUAGUUGCAAAAUCAGACAUAUUUCAUCUUGUUUCUGGUAUGUGGGUUACCCCAGCUGAACGUUGCUUCAUGUGGAUUGGUGGAUUCAAACCUUCUGAACUCAUUAAGAUUAUUGUGAGUCAAAUUGAGCCUGUGACUGAGCAACAAAUAAUGGGCAUAUAUGGAUUACAACAAUCUACACAACAAGGAGAAGAUGCUCUCUCUCAAGGACUUGAAGCUCUUAAUCAAUCUCUUUCAGAAACUAUAACAUCAGAAUCAUUGAGUUACCCUCCCAACAUGAAUAAUUACAUGGAUCAAAUGUCUAGGGCCAUGAACAAACUCUCCACCCUUGAAAGUUUCGUAAGAGAGGCGGAUAAUCUACGACACCAAACCAUUCACCGUUUGAAUCAGAUCCUAACAACUCGUCAAGCAGCGAGGUGUUUUCUUGCCAUGGCCGAGUACUUCCAUCGCUUGCGAACCUUGAGUUCUCUGUGGUUGGCACGCCCUCGUCAAGAAUAGCUAGCAUGCAGUGGCACCCUCUAGCUCCCCCAACCUAAAAAGCUAACUAUAGCUAUAUAAAUAUAUGCAUGGUCCUUAUAUUAUAAUUUGUAGCUUCUUAGUUUCUCUUUAAGAUUAUAAAUUAAAUUUAAUGUUCUCUUCUCUCCCUUUGGUACCACCCUCCCCCCCUUUUAAUCCUAAGCUCUGUACAAAUAACUAUAUAUAAUAUAUAUAGUAGAAUUGAAAUGAAAUGAGAUUUUAACAA